CAGAAGCUUUAACCCACUGAGCCACUCAGGUGCCCCGUCCUUUCCACUUUCAAUAGCCACAUAUGUUGCAGUAGCUGUUCUGAGUAGUGGCUGUAACAUAUUUGUUACAGGGGAUGUCUAAGAAAUUAAGGUUGUAUGUAUUGUGAUAUAAGAAGAUCUAAGAAAUAACAACAGAGUCCCAUUGUCAGUAGUUUAAUAGAUUUAAAUAGCCUAACCUUGUACUAUAUUUGGCAUUGUAACAGAAGAUAUUUAAUAGCAAUAUGAUAGCAAAUUCAGAAUUGUAGUCCAGAUAAAAUGUUACUGAACUGUGUUGUUAUUCAUUCUUCUUCUAGAAAUGAUCAUAUUAUUGAGUAUUUAUCUUCAGUUUACAUUAAGAUGAGAUGUUCUGUAAAGCUCUUUUCUGAUUAUAGGUAGUCUAUUAAACUGAGAGUAGAAUGGGCUAUAGAUGGUGUUUGGAAGAUGAAGGUAAGAGGUGUGCAUGAUGUCAUAUGGAAUUCAUGUUUACUCUUUGCUGAGCGACCAACAGUGAAGAAUGAUUCUGUUUCUCAUAGGAUGUGCUUCUCUUGUUCACGGGUCAUACCACGGCAUAUGGCAUGGAUGUGUGAAUUUUUAGGUACAUAUUAUAUAAUCUGUGAAUGUUCAUGGCCUCCGGUGCAAAUUAACAUGCAAAGCUUGUACUUAGUGGUGUUAGCAGCAGUGUGCGACAGAGCAUUUCUAAAUCAGUUGCAUUUAUUAAUAAAGGUAGAGAAAAGUAAUUGUGCUUAUUCCUUUGUCUUAUUUAGGGCUUUAACUCUCAAUCUGACAUCACUUUAUUUCAAAUGCAUUGUAAGACAGGAAGAACAUUGAGAUAGUAUCAAAACCCACUUCCUUUUAUGUACAAAAAUAAAGAGCUCUGACAGCAAAACUGAUACUUCUAGUUGAAAAUCGAUAGAAACUGGCUUGAUAAUAGGUAUACCUUUCAGCCAAAUAGGAACGGAGAACAGAACUUUGAAAUUCAGUCCAAUAUUAAAAGUAGUUUAUUGAUUUCCAUGUAAAGUGGAAGAACUUAUAAGUUCAUAGUUUUGGUUCCUAAUUGUCAGACAGGAAACAAUGUUCAGAGAAGAGCUUUAUGGAAUUCCAAGCCAAGUAUCGUCUAGACUGUCGCAGCCAUCCUCUCCCCAGUCAGGCUGCCCAUCACCUACCAUUCCAGCAGGUAAAGUCAUUUCUCCGUCACAGAAGCACAGCAAGAAGGCACUGAAGCAGGCUCUGAAACAGCAACAGCAAAAGAAGCAGCAGCAACAGCAAUGCAGGCCGAGCAUGUCCAUCUCCUCCAGCCAGCCUCUCUCUCUGAAGACUGUCAAAGCAUCCAAUGACUCUGCACCCACCAAACCUGCAGUCUGGGAAGGAAAGCCGUCUGAUGGGCAGUCAAGCAGCCCUCAGAACUCCAACUCCAGCUAUUCGUGUUCCGUUCAAGUGGAAAAUCCCUUGCUAGGCUUGGGGAAGAAGUCAUUCCAGAGGUCUGACAGGCUCCACACAAGGCAAAUGAAAAGGACUAAAUGUGCUGAAAUUGAUGUUGAGACCCCAGACUCCAUUCUGGUGAAUACAAACCUUCGGGCGCUGAUCAACAAGCACACCUUUUCCGUCCUUCCUGGAGACUGCCAGCAGCGCCUUCUUCUACUGCUUCCAGAGGUGGAUCGACAGGUUGGUCCAGAUGGUCUGAUGAAGUUAAAUGGCUCAGCCCUUAACAAUGAGUUCUUCACUUCAGCAGCCCAAGGCUGGAAGGAAAGACUCUCAGAAGGUGAGUUUACACCUGAGAUGCAGGUGAGAAUUCGCCAAGAGAUUGAGAAGGAGAAAAAAGUAGAGCCAUGGAAAGAACAAUUCUUUGAAAGCUACUAUGGUCAGAGUUCUGGUUUGAGCCUUGAGGAUUCAAAGAAAUUGACAGCCUCACCCAGCGAUCUCAAAGUAAAGAAAACCCCAGCUGAGCAACCAAAAUCCAUGCUUCCAUCAGAGGCCUCGCCUGUCAGUGUUGUCCCAGGAAUUCCCCAGUUAGGGUCAAAAGAAGAAAUGGUGCAAAUGCCAUCCCCAGUAAGAAAAGAAGAGCAUGAAAGCCAAGAUACGGUGCAACCAAACCCCAAAUCCACAGAGCCCCUGCUUCCCUCAGCAAGCAAUACGCAAGAGCUUAGCAGCAUUCUCCCCAUCCAGUGCCCAAAGGAUGACAGUUUCUUGGAGCAGAAGCCAGUUGCCUCUGCUGAACAGGAGUCUGAGAAAGAGAAUCAUCUCACCACAACAGCUCCUAGUUACAACAAAGAUGAAGGCCAAGAAGCUUUAGUUACGUCCCCAAACAAACCCAAGAGUCCCGGGGUGGAAAAACCGGUAAUGAAGCCCAUGGCAGAAACUGGUUCACAGGAGAUCGCAGCAAAAGACCCUCCAUCGGCCCCAGUUGAUCACAGCCCAGAAAGCCUCAAGAGGAAGUCUUGCAUCCAAGAAGAGGGCCCCGUGAGCUGGGAGAAGAGGCCACGUGUCACGGAGAAUCGCCAGCACCAGCAGCCAUUUCAAGUCUCGCCACAGCCCUUUCUCAGUAGAGGGGACAGGAUCCAGGUGCGAAGAGUACCACCUCUCAAGAUCCCGGUCUCCAGAAUCUCCCCCAUGCCUUUUCCUACAUCGCAGGUCUCUCCCAGGGCUCGUUUUCCAGUCUCCAUCACUAGUCCUAACAGAACAGGAGCCAGAACUCUCGCAGACAUCAAAGCAAAAGCCCAGCUGGUCAAAGCACAGAGGGCUGCCGCCGCCGCCGCCGCUGCCGCUGCCGCUGCUGCCGCCGCCGUUGGAGGGACCAUUCCGGGACCUGGCCCCGGGGGCGGACAAGGUCCAGGAGAGGGAGGUGACAGGAAAACUGCUGGAGGAGGGAGUCCAGACUCAGACAGAGGCCGCGAACCUGGAAAGGGCCCCACACUGGAAUUGGCAGGAACUGGAAGCAGGGGAGGUACGAGAGAGCUUUUACCCUGUGGUCCAGAGACUCAGCCCCAGUCUGAGACCAAGAGCCCAGACCAGGCACAGCCUCCUCGUGUCUCUGGAGCACAACUACAGCAAGCCCCCUCAGGGCCUCCAGCAGCUGCCGGUGGGGGAGCGCGCGCAAGCGUCCCCUCUCCAGCCCGCACUGACGCCCCCUCAGCAGCUGUAGGGCAGCUGACGAACGAAAGGCUGAAUCCCCCGGGGGCAGCGGCCGUGGUGGCCUCUCUCACCCACCUGCAAGCUCCCGGGACCUGCCGGCAGGAGACCGCGCCCUCUGCGCCCACAGAGCCUGCUGUCCGCUCAGGUGCCUCGCCUGUUCGUUUUGCUGCCGAUGGCACCGUCGAGCCCAGUGCAGGUUCUGGUAGGAAUGUGCCAGACCCUUCGGCCUCAGCAGAGACAUCUGCUGGCGCUUCAACAGCUGUGCCUCCCUCUCCUUUAACAUCUUUAUUGACCGCAGCCACUUUAGAAAAGCUUCCUGUACCCCAGGUCAGUGUAAGUGUAGCACCGACGGGAUCGGCUCCAUCCUCGAGCACUUUGCCAGUAGCUUCUAGCCUUAAAACUCCAGGAACGUCUUCAAAUUUGAAUGGACCCCUGUCAAGGCCAAGCUCUAGUAUCCCCGCGAAUAACCCUUUGGUCACUCAGCUGCUUCAGGGCAAGGAUGUUCCCAUGGAGCAAAUUCUGCCUAAACCUCUCACCAAAGUUGAAAUGAAAACUGUUCCACUGGCCACGAAAGAGGAGCCGGGGGCAGCAGUGUUCACAGGCAGCGGCGCCGCCGAAAACAGCAGCAGAGAGGAAGGUAGCGAGAGGCAGUGCCUCCCGGCUCUGCAGCAGCUGGGUAAAGCCUUGCCAAGUACGCAGCUCCCCCAGGUUCCAAGACCCCUUCAGCUCUUUUCAGGUAAGGACCUGAGGGACUCUAGCAUCGACGCACACCAGUACCAGGAAGGACUCAGCAAAGCCACCCAAGAUCAGAUCCUUCAGACUCUCAUCCAGAGGGUUCGGAGGCAGAACGUUCUCCCAUUUGUGCAGCCCUCCCAGUUCAACUUCACUCACUCAGGUUUCCCGUUAGAAGACAUCUCCACAAGCCAGAGGUUCAUGCUGGGUUUUGCUGGCAGAAGGACAUCGAAGCCUGCAAUGGCAGGUCACUACUUACUUAACAUUUCCACCUAUGGCCGGGGUUCAGAGAGCUUGAGGAGGACCCAUUCUGUAAACCCCGAAGACCGUUUGUGUCUAAGUAGCCCCACAGAGGCCUUGAAAAUGGGAUACACAGACUGUAAAAAUGCCACCGGAGAUAGCAGCAGCGGCAAAGAAGAUACCGACGAGGAAAGUUCUGGUGACGAGCAAGAAGCCAUCAUGGUGAAGGAGGAGUCCCAGGCUGCCCAGGGUCCUGGCAAGUGUGAAGCAAGUUCGGGAACCCACAGCAGAGAAGCCCUGUCCGCCAGUGAUUGUUUGGCAAAAAAGAACGUGAAGGCGGAGACACCUGUGCACGAGCAGACCACGUUACGCAAGGAGAGUUACCUGUUCACGAGGGGCCAGACAUUUGAUGAAAAGACGCUAGCCAGAGAUUUUAUUCAGGCCGCCCAGAAACAGAUGGCCCAUGCGGUGAGAGGCAAGACGAUGCGUAGCAGCCCUGAGCUUUUUAGUUCGACUGCCCUUCCUCCGACCGCAGACAGUCCUACCCAUCAGCCUCUCCUCCUCCCACCGCUGCAGACCCCGAAGCUGUACGGAAGCCCCAGCCAGAUCGGGCCAAGCUACAGAGGCAUGAUCAAUGUCUCCACCUCGUCCGACAUGGACCAUAACUCUGCUGUCCCGGGGAUGCCGGACUGUAGCCAGGUGGCCAGCAACGUAGGCGAUGUCAUGUCCUUUUCGGUGACUGUCACUACCAUCCCUGCUAGCCAAGCGAUGAAUCCCAGCAGCCACGGCCAGACCAUUCCGGUUCAGGCCUUUUCAGAAGAGAACAGCAUAGAGGACACACCUUCGAAAUGUUACUGCCGAUUGAAAGCCAUGAUCAUGUGCAAGGGGUGUGGAGCGUUCUGCCACGACGAUUGCAUUGGCCCCUCGAAACUUUGUGUCUCUUGCCUUGUCGUUCGGUAACAAGACUAGAAAGAGGAUACUUGGGGAGGAGGCAGGGAGGGAAGGAUUGAUGAGAUGUGGGGUCUUUUGCGUCCUUUCGGAAUCACAGAAAUAAAUAAGUAGGUUUCAGUUGUCUUAAGAGACAAAUGUUACUUAAUCAGGAAUACAGAGUACAGAUCUUACAUUGUAGAGGAAGAGCACCUUGUAUAGUAAGUCUAGGUCAAGCAAGACUUCGUGAAUUUGUGACAAGUUUGCACUUACGAAAUCAUGUAAAUAUGUCACAUUUUGUUUUAACAUUGUUUUCCCAAGUAUUUAGGUAAUGAUGUAUUUGAAUUCAGAUUUAUGUUCUGCUUCACGUGACUCUGAGAAAAGUUUAAUGCCAUGCAUGGUUAAAGGAAGCGGUCUCUCUUCUCUCCCUUUCCUAAGAGGCCAGGGAAAGGAAGGAAUGAAGGAAUGGUCUGGAGAAAUGACCAUUCAAGCUGAUUAUGUCAUGUCGGGCUGACUGCAGGCUUUACAUAAGAUUAUUCAGCCUUGGUGGGAUUUGGAUUCAGGGUUUACUCCAUCCCUUUACCUUAAACAGAACCUCUUAAGUUCAAAUUUUUGAUACUGUUUUAAUUUUACAGGUUAGUAAUUCAGACUCUGAAAGCUCUUGACCUGGUUCUUGGCUUCCACAAACGAGUACUGUCGCCAAGCUCUCUGCUUGCAAUUCAUGUCCCCCACAAGAAUUGAGGGCGCCCCGCCCUCAAGGCCCCCUGCCCUGCCCUGAGAACGUGAAUGUGGCCCAGGAUGGGUAUGUGCCCCCACACCCUGGCCCCUGCUGUUAGCGGGGCCUGUGCAGGGCAGCAGUUCUAGCAGUAACAUCCAGGAACUCAGUCACGGGCGCUUACAAACGCGGGGGUGGUGGGGGGCAUGCUAGGAGAGCAGGAGCAAAGAGUGUUAGUGACAGGGUGAUUUGAACUGUGCGUUUGGUUGGGCAGGGCCUCAAAAAGUGCAGAAACUGAACAUAAAGAAUUUCGGAAAACGAUUUUAACACUAGAAGCAAGGUAGCCUCUUUUUUCCUCUUCUUGCCCAACCCUGUUCCCUCACGGUCUGUAGUCCACUGUUGUGCAGGAGGGAAAGCUCCUUGUUGCCACAUUUGCCUGUUCUGUUAAGCCUGUUUUGACCUCCCAGGCAUCUGAGGAGUAUGGAGUGAUCUUACUAGAUACUACUUUGAACACAAUGUGUGCACGUAUGUACACACACACAGAGUAAAAGUUAGACACUUCUCCUGUUCUAAAAAACAUAUCCUCUGUUUUAGAUUACUGCUGUCUAUGCACUAGGAAUCUCUAAUGUAAAGGGCUUCAGUAAAUGGUUAAGGGAACAUCUAGAAAGGAAGAGAAAUUAACUCCAAAGUUUGUUGCUUGUUUUUGUUGGUUCUUUUUGGUUUUCCUUUGUUGUUUUUUAAAUCUUGUCGCCAGUGACUGAAGAGUUUUUGAGAACAUACAUUUAGGUCCUGGUUAAAGAACAUUAAAAUGAAUCUACAGUUUACCACAAUUCGGUAUUGAAGAAUUGGGUAUUGUCAUUGUGCAUCAUUUGCAUAUUGAUUUCAAGUUUCCUGAUUUCAAGUGUGUAAAGUAAGAAUAUUACUGCAGCCUAGUACACUUACGGCUGUGCUUAGUGUUCAGGAUGUGAUACUUGCCAAGUGCAGAACAGUGUAAAUUUACUAAAUCACAUUCCAGAUUAGGAGAAAGUAGACAGUAAUACUCUUUGCUCGUCCCCGUUCUGUUCCCCAUUCUUCCCCUGUAUGCUUUUAAUACUUUUGAACCCCAUAAGAAACCUACUAUUUAACUGUUUUCAGUUUUUGCUUCUGUUAUUUUUUGUGGCUCAAGGCAAAUACAAGAUUAUUUGUUCUAGUUUUAGCCAAGACAAUAGGAUGUCCUCCUAACUUCCCUUUUUCUUCUAGCACACACAUAGCUAAAAAAUACGAAGGCUACAAGGAUCCUGGGAUAAGGAGUAAGUUCUUUAGCCACGAUCCAGUAAGAAAGAAACAUGGUUCGGUUCCCCAAACUUUCAGUACUCGGGGUAGAUCCAGGGGCAGGGGCGAAAAGGACCUAUUAUUGCUGGUUAAAACUCUCCACGCUCAGCUUCUUCACUCCCCACGCCAGUGCCAGGCCUGAGGGCUAGUCUUUGUGCUGGAAGUGCCUGAGUAUUUCAGAACUGACGCUGUGCUAAAUGUGAAUUACUAAUUUGGAUUGAUCAAAGUGAACUUUCUUCUUUACACCUUUCCUGUCAUAGGAAGCCUCUCCGCGGUUCCCCUAAUCUGCGGUUGGACAGACUAACCAGGAGAGGAAGAGAGGGAUCAGGGAUUUUCACGUCCAUUGGGAGAGCAAACCGUAUCGUGCCUCUUCUUCUUGACCAGGCUCUUGCAGAUCGGUCCUAAGCAUUAUUAUUCCCCAGAUUCUUUUAACAACUAAUACUCAGCUAAUAAAAUACUUGCAUUUGUGAAUGUCCCUAAAACAGGAUUUGUCAGCUAGGUACACUGCCUCAAUCUUGACCGAAUGAGAGACUGGGUUCUCUAGGGUUGGUAGUAAAUUGAAUA
Messenger RNA from Mustela erminea (ermine), 7636 nucleotides. It is a transcript of the gene ASXL2, whose product is annotated as ASXL transcriptional regulator 2. NCBI's taxonomy places the organism in Eukaryota, Metazoa, Chordata, Mammalia, Carnivora, Mustelidae. Bases 1090 to 5079 code for a protein of 1329 amino acids. Gene Ontology annotation, biological process: positive regulation of transcription by RNA polymerase II; animal organ morphogenesis. Gene Ontology annotation, molecular function: peroxisome proliferator activated receptor binding; DNA binding; chromatin binding. Gene Ontology annotation, cellular component: PR-DUB complex. The record is from RefSeq and is a predicted model, not a curated record. The transcript has 9 exons.